CAUAAAAAUUAAAAAACAAAUCUGUCAUCUUCCAACAUUGCCGUGUGGUGGUGUGUGUGCUUCUUUCACAAAAAUCUUUAAAAACACUUUUAUUUUCCAUUAAUAUUUUGCUACCCAUCUUCAACAACAUCAACAAUGUCAGGCCGUGAGGGUGGCAAGAAGAAACCGCUGAAGGCGCCAAAGAAGGAGUCCAGAGAGUUGGACGAUGAUGAUGUGGCUCUCAAACAGAAGCUCAAAGAACAACAGAAAGCCCUGCAGGAAGCAAAAGCUAAGGCUUCGCAAAAAGGACCUUUGACCGGCGGUGGCAUAAAGAAAUCAGGGAAAAAGUGACAGAGUCAAUUCCAUUUCAUUUUUAUCUAUAGGCAAUAAAUUCUAAUGUAAGACUAAAGAUCUUUGUUAAUUUCCAUUUGGCUCUAUAGAGAUAGCCAUGAUGCAGACAUUACAUUUAAAAAAUAAAAUAAUCAGAGGUACUUUUUGAGGUGUACAUUUAUAAAUUAAAAAUAACAACUACACUGCCAACUGGUGUCUAUUAAAAUCUCAAAAUGUAAUAAAAGCAUAGCCCCAUGUGUUUGUUUAAUAAAAUAAAGCUGUGAAUAUAACUUAAAAAAUC
Pectinophora gossypiella (pink bollworm) is the source of this 610-nucleotide messenger RNA. Its product is annotated as translation machinery-associated protein 7 homolog. Bases 136 to 330 code for a protein of 64 amino acids. Lineage: Eukaryota; Metazoa; Arthropoda; Insecta; Lepidoptera; Gelechiidae. The transcript has 3 exons. The record is from RefSeq and is a predicted model, not a curated record.